CGCACAGCUCAGUGGUUAUCGCGAGUCUAUCACACACACUUCCUCCUCAAACACUACAACACACAAACAACCAUGCACGCCAAGUCCUUCACGACGGCCGUGGUCGCGCUCUUGUCGAGCGCCGGUGUCCUUGCCCGCGGCACCAGCGGCACGCUCACCGUGCACAACGACUGCAACUACACGGUCAACAUCUGCGAGGUCGGCAACGACAUGAGCCCGCUCGUCGACAUGGAGCCCGGCGAGACCAAGGUCUACGACACCAAGACGCGCAUCGACCGCAUCAGCGGCAUGAAGGCGGGCUACUCGAUCAAGAUGGGCCGCCCGGACCAGGGCUACAGCUGCCAGUCGCCCAGCGGCAUCACGCAGUUCGAGUACACCAAGGACGCCGACCAGGACAAGAUCUGGUACGACUGGUCCAACGUCAACUGCGCCAACACGGACAACUGCCCUUUCAUUGAGGAGGGCAUCAGCAUGGAUAGCCCGUGCCCCAACUGCCCGGGCUGGGGCUGCGAGGCCGGCGACGAUUACUGCGACAGUGUUUAUCAGAUCCCGGAUCCCCCUCGCCACCCCGUUUAUGGCGCCCCGGAUAUGGAGACCGAUCUGGAGAUUUAUCUCUGCACGCCCGGCGGAAAUAACUAGGUUAGAUUGCUGGUUGUGCAGGGUAGUGGCUUGAUAGAGACUGGGAGGUAACUUGGUUAAGGCGGCG
Aplosporella prunicola CBS 121167 is the source of this 706-nucleotide messenger RNA. RefSeq lists its product as uncharacterized. The transcript has a single exon. Bases 73 to 639 code for a protein of 188 amino acids. Lineage: Eukaryota; Fungi; Ascomycota; Dothideomycetes; Botryosphaeriales; Aplosporellaceae. The record is from RefSeq and is a predicted model, not a curated record.